UGUGUAAAGUUAUGAUUCGGAUAAAUAGAUAUAAAUUGAAUUCAUUUUCAUUUUUUUUUAAAAACAGUUUAAUUGAAUGAAAUAUUUAUAAGAAAGUGUUUAUCAAAUUAAUAAAUUACGUCGUAAACAGCCAUUUCUCGUUGUUGAAAUGUGUGCGGGAAUGUCUCUACGACUUCUCAUCCUCAAGGGAAGAUAUCCCAAGAGGGAAAAAAAGGAAAAGGAAAGCAGGGCUUAUGAAGUAGAAAUCAAAAAAAGGUUGAGGUCAUUUUAUUCUAAAUGUACUAAAGAAUUUCCGUGACGGGUAGAAUUCAAAGAAACAGAAAAUGUGUUUGAAAAUAAAAGCAUCAAAUUGAAUGACGAGAUUAAAGAUUUCUUUGAGACAAUUAAAUACGUUUUAGUUCAAACUUAACGUUUGUAAUUUAAAUUAAGUAUUUAGAUAUAUAUGGAGAAUCUAUCAGGGUUUUUUUUUUCUGGAAAGUUGGUCAGGGCUAGUGGAUGUAAGGUCAGGUCUAGUAAAAAUCAUUUGAAGUAGCCCGACUGGUCUAGUGCUCAAAAAAGUAAAUGUCAAACCCUGGUGUGUAAAGUUAUGUUUUAGAUGAAUUUAUUUUCAUUUUUUUAAAAGCCCAGUUGAUUUGAAUCAAAUAUAAGAAAGUGUUUAUCAAAUUAAUCGUAAACAGCCAUUUAUCGGCGUUGACAUAUGUGCGGGAAUGUCUGUAUAUUCAAAUACGACUUCUCGUCCUCAAGGAAAGAUGUCCCAAGAGAAAAAAAGUAAAAGGUUGGAAAGAAAUCAAGCAAGACUUAUGAAAUAGAGAUUUAAAAAAAACGGUUGAGGCCAUUUUAUUUUAAAUUGACUAGAGCAUUUCCAUGUCGGGUAGAAUUUAAAGAAACAGAAAAUGUGUUUGAAAAUGAAAGCGUUAAAUUGAAUGACGAGACUAAAGCUCUAUUGUGAGACAAUUAAGUACGUUUUAGUUCAUGCAAACUUAAUGUUUGUCAUUUGAAUUAAGUACAUUUUAAUAUGGAGAAACUAUCAGUUUCUGGAAAGUUGGUCGGGGCAAGUGGAUGCACGGUCAGGUCUAGAAAAAAUCAUUUGAAGUAGCCCGACUGGUCUAGUGCUAAAAAAAGUAAAUGUCAAACCCUGAUUAAAAGUUCUUGAAUUUACUACUGGUGCGAUAAUACUCUUGCUCUCUUGCAAGUGUUGGCACUUGUUAAAGGUAAGUGACAAAACACUAACGCUACACGAUGGGACGAUGUUUGAUGUGGACGCCAUUGUUGAAUCUAAAUCUAAUACCGGAGCCAAUGACGGAAGUUAAGAAAAUUCCGGAAAAAAUUGAACCAUUAUCGGAAAAUCGGAAAAAAAAGUUUAGGGUCGGGGGUAUAAACUAGGGACAGUCGGGUAACCGGAACCACACAUAUUUUUUUAUUUGGCCUUACACUAAUUAAUUCAUGUUUUUUUCCCCCACAGAUUAGAAUACAAUGGCAAGCUCUGUGUAUUCAUCGACACCAGAAACGACGAACACUAACAGAGCUUGCCGUGCUGUACUAGGGCCCUGUACAGAUGGACUACGAGACAUACUGCGUCACUACGUCCCACCACACACAUUUCCUAAUGUCAUCAAACAAAACAAACUCAAUCUUCCUCGUCUGACGGCUGUUCAGCGUGACCUCAUUUUACCUAAGCAUGGAGGUUAUUCCGGAAUAUAUGAUGAUAUGGACAUAUCAUUUUUGUAUAUCUUAUUGAGAAACAUAACCAACAUAUCUCCUCACUCCAAGGGCUGGGGCAAAGAUCCCAACCCCCAUGACACCAGUCUCUCUGCCAACAUCGAGAGGAUUCGAUUGGUCCGGAAUCGUUGUGUUCACUCAUGUGUUCCAUCCAUGUCCAACACAGACUUUAACUCCAUCUGGUCCACCAUUAGAUCGACAAUGGUAGAUCUGGAUGCCUUCCUUGUGAAUGGAAAUAAAUAUGAAAAGGCGGUGGAUUCCCUACGUCACGAGUCGAUGGACCCUGAAAAUGACCUACGUUACGAAGAAGAACUGAGGAAGCAGGUGGAGGAAGAUAAGACGACCAGGGAAAUGGUGGACAACCUUGAGAAUAAAAUGGCGAAAAUGACAAAGUCUCCCAUUCUUCCAAAUGUGAGAGAGCAAUACAAUAUUGACAUUCAGAAAUGGAGAGAGGAAGACAAGCUUUACUAUGAAACCCACAACUUUCCGUCAGUGAUGGAGAAAGUCAGGAACCAAAGUUACGUAACGUUUGUUGGUGUGCCUGGGUCCGGGAAGUCUGCCACGGCUCAUCACAUCGCCCUCAAGCUCCAGGAUGAAGGGUACGAGGUUGUACCAACCAAAGACGUCAGGAAAAUGGAGGACUAUGGUGAGCCCAGGAAUCCGCAGGUUUUUGUUGUUGAUGAUGUGGUGGGUGUCUUUGGCCUCCAGAAAACUAAUUUAAAUGUGUUGACUAAUUAUGAACAGAAAAUAACACAGCCUUGCAUGGUUAAGUCUAGAACUUUGAUGACUUGUAGAGAAGCUGUGUUCAAUGAAACACUAACUUACAAACCAUUCUUUACCAAAGAAGAAACUGUGAUUAAGUUACACAGUUCUGAUCAUGCAUUAGACGAUCAUGACAUAAAACAGAUUCUCCAGAAGUAUGGUUUGAAUGUUAGUCUAAUAUCACCUGCAUUGCUGACAUCAACAUCUCGCAUGUUUCCCCUUCUCUGUAAAUUGUUCUCAAAGGAACCAAAAUUUCAAGAUCUUGGUUCAAAGUUUUUCCUGAAUCCAGUCCAAUGUAUCAUUGAUGAACUUAAAGAUAUGCAAAGACAUAACAAACUGAAUUAUGCAACACUUGUUUUGUGUAUGCUAAAUGAAAAUAGUCUCUCAAAAGACAUUUUUAGUGAUAGAAAAAAUAAAUAUUUCAUGAAUAUGAAAAGCGACACUCUGGAAAAUUGUGAAUUAGAAAGUCAGACCGAUGCAUUCAAGUUUGUGAAAGCCUUGUCAGCAAUGGAGGGGACAUACACAAAACAAUGUGGUGUACAAUACACAUUUAUACAUGACUCCAUGUUUGAAAUAUGUGCUUAUCAGUACGGCAAACAGUUUCCUGUCCAAAUGUUGCUGUAUAUGAGUAGUAGUUAUAUUGCUAAUUAUGUCAAACCACAGACAAGUGAACCAGGUAUUGUUAACAAAACGAUAGUGAAAAUGAAUGAUUCUCAGUCUAGAAAGGGGCCUAAUUGUAGCAAUGAUAAUGAUGUAAAAAAGAAGGAGAGUGAUGAUAAAAACAAUGAGAGAGAGGAAUCGUCUGAUCUGUGUAUAAGGUUAAGUGAGGAUCAGUACCCACUGUUAGCAGAGAGAUUGUACAGAGACAUACAGAACAUGGAGCUGUAUGAUGUUUUCAGGAAUCAGGUUUUAAAACAUCCCCAGGUGUGUCAGGCUUUUAUUGGUGUGUUAAAGACAAAGUCAUACACAGAAUUAAAAUCUGUAUUUCUGACCAGUCACGGACAGGUAGAUAAGAUAGUGAGUAAACAAGAACGUGUGGAGGAGGAGAGGUGGGAGUGGAGGAGACAGGAUGUGCUGAUGGAUAAGAGAAAUAAACGAGGUGAUAAGGGAGAAAUAUUAUGCUUUGAACACACGUACAAUGUGAGAGUGGUCAGCUGGGUGAUUUACUAUGGACAUCAUCAGAUAAUAGAGUACAUAGUACAACAGACAGAACAACACAAUGAAAUAUAUGAAUUAUUUGGGAUAACAGGAAAUUCUCCACAUCAAUCUAAAUCCAGGGUAGAUACAUGUAAUAAACAGGAAAGUGAAAUCAAUAAGCUUGUAGAAGAGUUUAGAUUACUUCUGCUGAGUUGUUACAGUGGUGAUGUACAGACAGUCAGACUUCUGCUUCCCUUCUGUAACAAAGCAAUCAAUGAGAUAGGUCAGAUCAGUGUAGAUAUUUAUUGGUGUAAAUAUUCACCUCUUGCUAUUGUAUGUGGAGAAGGACAUGUAAGUAUAGUGGAGGAGCUGGUGAAGGCUGGGGCUGAUGUCAAUUUACAGAAUAAGUACAGCAAUACACCACUGAUAGCUGCAUGUGAGGGAGGACAUGUGAGUAUAGUGGAGGAACUGGUAAAGGCAGGGGCUGAUGUCAGUCUACAGGAUAAUAUCGGGAAUACACCACUGAUAGCUGCAUGUGAGGGAGAAAAUGUAAGUAUGGUGGAGGAGCUGGUGAAGGCGGGGGCUGAUGUCAGUCUACAGGAUAGAUGGGGGAAUACACCACUGAUAGUUGCAUGUAAGCGAGGACAUGUGAGUAUAGUGAAGGAGCUGGUGAAGGCGGGGGCUGAUGUCAAUCUACAGACUAUAUGGGGGAUUACACCACUGAUAGCUGCAUGUGAGGGAGGACAUGUGAGUAUAGUGGAGGAGCUGGUGAAGGCGGGGGCUGAUGUCAGUCUACAGGAUAUAGAGGGGAAUACACCACUGAUAGUUGCAUGUAAGGGAGGACAUGUGAGUAUAGUGGAGGAGCUGGUGAAGGCGGGGGAUGAUAUCAAUAUACAGGUUAGAGCAGGGAAUAAACCACUGAUAGCUGAAUGUAAGAGAGGACAUGUGAGUAUAGUGGAGGAACUGGUGAAGGCGGGGGCUGAUGUCAGUCUACAGGAUAUAGAGGGGAAUACACCACUGAUAACAGCAUGUAAGGUAGGACAUGCAAGUGUGGUGGAGGAGCUGGUGAAGGCGGGGGCUGAUGUCAAUCUACAUGAUAGAUGGGAGGAUACACCACUGAUAACCGCAUGUAAGGGAGGACAUGUGAGUAUAGUGGAGGAGCUGGUGAAGGUGGGGGCUGAUGUCAAUCUACAGGAUACAGAGGGGAAUACACCACUGAUAGUUGCAUGUAAGCGAGGACAUGUGAGUAUAGUGGAGGAGCUGGUGAAGGCGGGGGCUGAUGUCAAUAUACAGGAUAGAUGGGGGAAUACACCACUGAUAGAUGCAUAUGAGGGAGGACAUGUGAGUAUAGUGGAGAAGCUGGUGAAGACGGGGGCUGAUGUCAAUCUACAGGGUAGAUGGGGGAAUACAUCACUGAUAGCUGCAUGUAAGGUAGGACAUGCAAGUAUAGUGAAGAAGCUGGUGAAGGCGGGGGCUGAUGUCAAUCUACAGGGUAGAUGGGGGAAUACAUCACUGAUAGCUGCAUGUAAGGGAGGACAUGUAAGUAUAGUUGAGAAGCUGGUGAAGGCGGGGGCUGAUGUCAGACUACAAGAUAAUAUAAGGGAUACACCACUGAUAGCUGCAUGUAAGGGAGGACAUGUGAGUAUUGUGGAGGAGCUGGUGAAGAAAGGGGCUGGUGUCAAUGUACAGGAUAUUAAGGGGAAUACAGCACUGAUAUCUGCAUGUAAGGGAGGACAUGUGAGUAUAGUGGAGGAGCUGAUGAAGGUGGGGUCUGAUGUCAAUCUACAGGAUGAUAUGGGGUAUACACCACUGAUAGCUGCAGUAAGAGAGUGUCCUUUAUCAACAGUGAAAUGUCUAGUAGAACAUGGAUCUGACUUUGAUACUCAGGUUGUUGAUAUUGAUGUGUCAGCAGUAUAUAUAGCAUUAAUACUGAACAAACCAGAUAUAGUGAAAUAUCUCAUACAGGAACAAAAUAAAAUCAAUCCAGGUCAGUUUAAUGGAAAUGUACACCUAUUUAACUGUCUGGUGGACAUCAGACAUGCUGGAGUUAAAACAGACAGUAGGGAUGAUGUGGUGGUGACAGACAGAUCAGUGUGGUGUAUGGAUAGAGGGAGAGAGAUGCAGGGGGCAAUCUAUUGGGGAGACUGUGAUGUACUGAGACGUCUGUUGUGUGUGGGUCUGGAUGUCAAUCAGUCGAUACAGUUGUAUGAUGAGGACAAUAAGACUGAUGUGAGACCUCUGUUGUAUACACUGAUUGAUGAAGAGAGGUAUUAUAGUCAUUUACUGGAGGAGGUGAGGAUCCUACUGGGGGCGGGGGCGGAGGUCAAUAUCAGGGUGAGGUAUAGAGAGUAUGACUCUGUGUUAGACUGGGAGGGUGUGUCUGUUCUGGAGAGGACGUGGCGACUGCUGUGUAAGUACAGUAAUAGUAGAAGUAUGUUUAAGUACAGUGAAGAUUGUCUAAACAGUGACAGAGUGCCAGAGUACAAGAGAGUGAUGUGUGAGAUAAAGAAACAUGUCAGAAGACACUCUGUAUAGUCUCUGAUAGAAUUGUAGAGAGAUGUUGUUACUGAGUACAAGAGAGUGAUGUGUGAGAUAAAGAAACAUGUCAGAAGACACUCUGUAUAGUCUCUGAUAGAAUUGUAGAGAGAUGUUAUUACUGAGUACAAGAGAUAAAGAAACAUGUCAGAAGACACUCUGUAUAGUCUCUGAUAGAAUUGUAGAGAGAUGUUGUUACUGAGUACAAGAGAGUGAUGUGUGAGAUAAAGAAACAUGUCAGAAGACACUCUGUAUAGUCCCUGAUAGAAUUGUAGAGAGAUGUUGUUACUGAGUACAAGAGAGAGAUGUGUGAGAUAAAGAAACAUGUCAGAAGACACUCUGUAUAGUCCCUGAUAGAACUGUAGAGAGAUGAUGUUACUGAGUACAAGAGAUAGCGAAACAUGUCAGAAGACACUCUGUAUAGUCCCUGAUAGAAUUGUAGAGAGAUGUUGUUACUGAGUACAAGAGAGUGAUGUGUGAGAUAAAGAAACAUGUCAGAAGACACUCUGUAUAAUCCCUGAUAGAAUUGUAGAGAGAUGAUGUUACUGAGUACAAGAGAUAGCGAAACAUGUCAGAAGACACUCUGUAUAGUCCCUGAUAGAAUUGUAGAGAGAUGUUGUUACUGAGUACAAGAGAGAGAUGUGUGAGAUAAUGAAACAUGUCAGAAGACACUCUGUAUAGUCCCUGAUAGAACUGUAGAGAGAUGUUGUUACUGAGUACAAGAGAUAAAGAAACAUGUCAGAAGACACUCUGUAUAGUCCCUGAUAGAAUUGUAGAGAGAUGUUGUUACUGAGUACAAGAGAGAGAUGUGUGAGAUAAAGAAACAUGUCAGAAGACACUCUGUAUAGUCUCUGAUAGAAUUGUAGAGAGAUGUUAUUACUGAGUACAAGAGAUAAAGAAACAUGUCAGAAGACACUCUGUAUAGUCCCUGAUAGAAUUGUAGAGAGAUGUUGUUACUGAGUACAAGA
Molecule: messenger RNA, 7121 nt
Organism: Ostrea edulis (European flat oyster)
Lineage: Eukaryota; Metazoa; Mollusca; Bivalvia; Ostreida; Ostreidae
Exons: 3
Coding region: 1474-6153 (1559 amino acids)
Cellular component (GO): nucleus; cytoplasm
Molecular function (GO): protein binding
Source: RefSeq, a predicted model, not a curated record